AUGUCUUCCUCCGGCGGCCACCAGCACAGCCAGAGCCGGGCCAUCCCCACCAGGACGGUGCCCAUCAGCGACACCGCGCAGCUACCUCACGACUAUUGCACCACGCCCGGGGGGACCCUGUUUUCUACCACUCCUGGAGGUACCCGAAUCAUCUACGACCGUAAGUUUCUGUUGGAUCGCCGCAAUUCCCCCAUGGCUCAGACCCCACCAUGCCAUCUCCCAAAUAUUCCAGGAGUUACCAGUCCUGGUACCAUGGUCGAGGAUUCCAAAGUGGAAAUAAACAAUCUGAACAAUCAUGACAGGAAGACUGCAAUGGGGGAUGAUGCUCAGUUUGAGAUGGACAUCUGAUUACCCCAGAGCGUAACCAUGGAGAGGCAGCAAUUCCUGAUACCUGUGCAUACUCGAUUCUGCUAAUAGGAUCAGUAACUGAAAGGUGGAAGAGGCAGCAGUAGCAGCAGUCUCCAUCAGACUCCCCACCUCAUCUUCCAAGUGCCAAAGGAUAAGAAGACUAGCUCCCUAACCCUGCUCUCCCCCCACCUUUUUUUUUUUUUUUUUUUUUUUUUAACUCCCAUCUCUCUGCUCUGUGACUGAAUGGAUGCCCUUGUAAAAUUAUACAGAGCUGAGGAACACUCCUAGUGGAACCUUGGCAUCUCGCACUUUAGAGGCACCCUGUCAAACCAUACACAAGCGAGAACGUACCUCCAUCACCAAUUGGAUAUUUAUUGCAAACAGCAAAGGGGCCAGGGACUGGUGGAUUUAUGCUCAGUGGAGAUUGCAUAUUCCCUGUUCCCCUCCCUUCAGCCUGAUCCCAGCUCACAAAGGGCUUAAGUGUGCACAGCAAAUAACCAGUUGUAAUAUGGUGUCUCAGAUACUUUUGAUCACUCGCAUUUUAGAAACUGCAAGGAAUAGUGGGAGACGGGUAAGAGUCUCUGCUCAGUCUGAGUUCCUCUUCCUCAGUGGGCGGAGUACUCACUUGAGUAACUCUGGGGGAACUUGGGUACUAGUCCCACUUGUGACCUGUCUUCAGGACUCUGUGUGCCCUGCAAUGUAACGUUCUCUCUUCUGGAGAAGCAUAACCUUAAUUCAUUUGCUCCUGUACCUUCUUGGUUUCUAUCCCGCUGCCAAACUUCUUUUUGAUACUACUACUUAAUGUUGUGUGUAUUUAGAGGAAGCUAUCAGUUCAUUAUAUUGCUGAUUCCUCCUAUUCCUUUCUUUCUAUCCCAAAGGAAUGCCACCCAGAACUUCUCACUUUCGGAAACUUAACCCUUUAUUUCCUGAGUACUUUGAGUGAGUCCAUCAAUGCAAAAUCAAAACUUUUUUUUUUUUCUGGGAUAUAGGGGAGGGGUAUCUUUAUAUUAUCCGCAGGACUUCCUCCAUUUUUGCCCUUGUUAGUAUCUCCUGAUUUCUUUGCUGGUUCACCCUAUAGACUGUUGUAUUGAAGGUACUGCAGUAAUGAUUAAUUUCCAGCAUCUCCCAUCUCUCUUGCAUUAGGAGGAGUGUUUUUCCCUACUAACAGUUUUAAUGAAUACACUUAUUAAAUGUUUAUAGUUUCAAUUUUAAGACCUCCCAUCUGAAGGGAAAAAGCAAAUGUCAAUGCUUUUCAUCUUACACCAUCCUUCCAUUCAUAGUUCACUGUGCUCCUGUCAUUCAUUGACUCCAUUACUUUUCCUCCAAGUUGUUGGCAACUUUUAUGUUCACUGCUGGGGUGUAUAUUGGCUAACUUGUAAAAGUGAACAUUCGCCUGUGUGAGUCAUUUUUGGUUCCACGCUGUCCAGGGCUGCUCCUGUCCAUAUCUUGUCAAAGGGCUUAGCUGGACUAGUGUGGAUUUUGACACGAGUGUGGUGCUUCUGGCCAGUUCCUGUCUGGCCUUGCCACUUGAAAGUUCUUGACAGGUUUGAUUUAGUUGCUGAGGGCAUCGUUCAAAUUGUAGCUGGACUUGUUUCCCAUUGCCCCACUAGCUAGGAGACUGUGUAUCUGACAUGUGAGUCAGAAAUUUACACAGUUCAGUUAUAAAUUGGAAAAGAUCCUGUUUUCUCUUUUGGUAUGCAAAAGAGGCACUUUUCUGGUAAAAUACUUCUUGGGGAAGGAAGGUUUCCUGAAAAACUCUCAUUUUUCCCUCUUCCCUUCAACAUGUAAAUAACACAGGAACAAAAAUCCUUUGUAAUGUUUGAUCUCACACUAAAGAGUCUAUUCCUGAAUAUGGGAAAUGCAGGGUUUCCUUAAAGCUUGAUGAUGGCCAGAGAAGAGACUAAAACUACAUCUCUAUGUCCUGUGUUUAUUCUCUGACAUUAUUCCACCUCUGUUUAGUAUGAAGGACGCUAUAGAAAGCUCAGUUUUACUUUCUGUCCCAGAUCCAGUUUGUUCAGUUCAGAUAUUUCUAAAGUGCACUGCGAGUUCCUCCUCAUGUAAGAAACACUGUUUGACCUCCCCCCCCCCCCCCAUUCUGCUUCAUGCAUCAUCACUAACAAUAGUUUCUGGAAUUUAGCAGGCAGUUUUGUUGAUGGGGCAGAACAGAAUCCAGAUUUGCUCUGUAGGGCUGAUGAUAGUAAAAACUUGGGUUUGUCAGUGAACUAAGCAGAGUUGAUUUGAGAGAAACAGGAAGAAGAAAUGGGCAGUGACAAGGUAUUGUUAGUCACUUUUCUCAUCAUAGUGAUACAUUUUGUUUUGUUCGUAACUUCUCAGCUUUUCAAAGCACUACCCAGGGGUUCAGCUAUUUGACUUUUAUAACAAGAAUUGUGCAGCUAAAAUCCUCUUGCAAAACUGAAAAUUUAUCCUUAAGUGUACAGUGCAGCAAGAGCUUCCGUUACGCAACAAUCCUCUUAGCUGUCAGCCAGAGAAAUCAUUUUGACUGCUGUCAACUUGAGAUGUAUUUUUUAAAAAUUUUUUUAAAUAAUCAAGGUAAGAAACAAGCAUCCAGAGAGGAAAGAUGGUCUGGUGGUUGAGGCAUUGGAGUAGGAUUAGGAAAAUCUGUGAUUUGUUUCUGGCACUGCCACGGUAUUCCUGUGUGACCUUGGGCAAAUUACUUAGUCUCUCUGUGCUUUAGUUUCCCAUCUAUAAAAUAGGGAUAACGGCACUUCCCCAUGUCACAAGGGUGUUGUAAGGAUAAAUUCAUUAGUAUUUGAGAGACUGUCAGAUACAAUGCAAAUAGGGAUUAUAGGAAAGCAUAAAAUAUAUGUUUUUAAAAAAGCACAAGAGAAUAUCAUGAAAGUGGAGAUCGUGUUAAAAGCACCAGCAUUUGUGCAGUGACAGGUCUCUAUUGUCUUGUGCUUUACCUCUUCUCCCCCCCACCCAGCUCCCCUGGACAUGCCAUGGUGCCAUGAAAAAUGGUGACUGAAUAAAAAUAGUGCACUCAACAAACUUGCUCACUUUGCUAGUCCAGUUUGAAUAGAGUUCUCACCUAUUUUGGUCAGUGCAGUAUCCUGUAACCUUAAUGCCCUGUAAGAAGCAAUUCCACACAGUCACACUCCCACACUCUCACUUUGUUUGAAUUUAGAUUUUGAUUAAAAUCUGCAUUUCUGUGCCUCUUGCUGCUGAUUGCUCUCUUUGACCAUCAGUUGCAUCUGUGACUCCAGCAGUGUGGGGUGGAACCUAAUGUACCUUCCACCUUGGUGUCAUCCUAGUUGAACAAUCAAAAUCUGAAUUCAGUUGUUUGCCAUUUAAAAUGGCACCAUCAGGUUAAAAACAAUUUAUUUUAAACAUGUCAAGUCUUGUUUGUUAAUAAAACCAAUACAAAAUAUAAUUAAUUUAUUUGUAUCCAUUAAUUAUUCUUGUUUACUAUUUUCACUACACUUAGCUUUGGAACAUAAGAACGGCCAUUCUAGGCCAGACCAAAGGUCCAUCUAGCUCAAAUAUCCUGUCUUCCGACAGUGGCCAAUGCCAGGUGCCCCAGAGGGAAUGAACAGAACAGAUAAUCAUCAAGUGAUCCAUCCCCUGUUGCUCAUUCCCAGUUUCUGGCAAACAAAGGCUAGGGAUACCAUCGCUGGCCAUCCUGGCUAAUAGCCAUUUAUAGACCUAUCCUCCAUGAACUUAUCUAGUUCUUUUUUGAACCCCGUUAUAGUUUUGGCCUUCACAAUAUCCUCUGGCAAGCAGUUCCACAGGCUGACUGUCCAUUGUAUGAAGAAAUACUUCUGUUUGUUUUAAACCUAUUAAUUUCAUUUGGUGACCCCCUAGUUCUUGUGUUAUGAGAAGGAUUAAAUAACACUUCCGUAUUUACUUUCUCCAGUGAAAGUGGUCAAUGAAAAUAUUCAGUUACUUUAUGGUUCUUAAGCACCACAACCACAACUGCAGGGUAACACUUUAAAUCCAAUCUAAAUGCUCUGCUUGUUCAAACUGAAGGUAAGGUGAUGAUGAAAAUGUUCAGUUUUGUAAAUUCUUUAUUUUAUUAAACCUAAAUUUUGCACUUAAAUUUUUGUGUCCCAGAAAUUACAGGUCAGAUCUUUCCCUGCAUUAGGGCAGCUUUGUAUCACUCCAUCAGUACCCUUUUUAACCAUUUUUAGGCUGCUUCAGGAUUCUCCAUGCAUAGUGAUGUCCUUGGGUAGUGCAGAGCCAUCAUAGCAGUUCCUACACUCCGCCCACACCUUGCAUUCAGCACAGGGGAUGAAGUUAAGGCAACCCUUGGUUCCUGUAUUGGGCCCCUUGAUAGCUAAAACAAGUUAAAGUAUCCCUUAGACUGCUCUAAUUUGUGCUUUGGGACUGGCUCAGAGAUUGGGGAACAGCUACCCCUUACCUAAUAUGAUCAGCUUUAAUCCUUAUUUUUAACCAUUAAAACACAGGGCCUGGAUGAUGCACUGGGUUAGUGCAGGAACCUAUUCACCUUCAGGGACCUGGGUUUGGAUUCUGUUUCUGAGCAUAAGUAAAAAUGAAUCUAGCAGAUUCAUCCUAAUUCCUACUACUCCACUUCAUAAAACCGCAACCCAGUAGCUUGGUUUAUACCAAGGGAAUUCCAACCACUUGUCAGUUUGGCUGGAGCUGUCAUGUAGACUAGGCUCCAGGUGCCCUGAACCAUUUUUACUGAAUUCAUUUCACAACCUGCAGAACACUUUUUUUUUUUUUUUUAAACCAGUUCAGUGAACAAACAGUUCAAACUGUCUGGGGCCUGGUCUACCUUGUGGCUCCAACUGGCUUCAAAAUCAGUUAGCUGAACUAGUUUUAAAAGCAGUUAAGCUUUUUGGGAAAACUUGCCCAGCAUAGAUCAGACCAGACUGGGAUGAUGGGCGGCUGCUGCUCAGGAAAGAGACAGGAUGAAACUACCAAGGGGGGGAUAUCAGCAGAGCUGCUUGAAGGCAAACUAACAGUCUCACUCUGUGCCUGGCUCUAGCUAGGGCUCUUUGUCUCCCUUCCAUGAGUAUCAAAUUCUGACUUUUUUAAAACCAAGAUGGAGAUGGAUGUACUGUUACUACAUCCUUCCCUCCAGUACUGCUGUUGGCACACGUGGAUGGUGAUAGAAAAUGCUAUAAGAUGUCUGCCUGCCUUGGUUUCAUUAGCCUUAGCCUUUUCCAUUGUGGCAUUGUUCCUCAGCAGCACCAGGCCCAGAGCCAGCCCUGCCCCUAAACACUCCUUGCCUUGAGAAAAAUCACACAUUUCAAACCAAACCAAACCCUCUUGCCUCUCAAAUGACCCACUGUCCUGGCUGGCAUGACCAAUUUUCCCAUUAGCUUUGCUUUGGUCCUUCUCCAUGCUGAUUUUCAUUUUGAAGGGGUUUAAAUACUGUGGUUUCUUUUUAAAAUGAAUUAAACUGAACAAUAACACAGGGAACUCAAAGAUGCAGUGUUGCUUGUUUAGACUUGAUAUGGUUUAAAUUAAUUCCCUCCCCCCCGCUUCUCCCUCCUGCAUCUUUACUCUGAGGAAGGCGUGCAGAGCUUUGAAAGAAGAAUCACAGCUUAUGUAAGACUACCUCUAUUGAUUGAUGUAGAAUAAUAGUGACUUAUGUUAUAUAGAAAGAAACCUGCAGUGAACCUUCACAUCUGACAAUGACCAUCAUCUCACCUUGAUUUUCCAUCAAUUUUUGUCAAUUUUUCCUGAUUUUUGAGUUUUAUGCUGUUAAUGAAAGCCCAGGCUCUAAUCCUGCACAGCACCGAUCACUGUGCUGGUGUGAAACUCCACUGAAGUCAGUUGGGCUCUGCACAGGUGCUGGAGUCUGUGUUAACAGAACUGAUUGCAGAAGAGGGCCCAUCUACAGCAUGGGAUGGGGAAGGGUUUCUCUAUGGGGGUUUUGUUUUCUAGAGGUAGGUUAAGGAGUGACAUUAAAUCCAAAACAAUCUGUUAAAUCUUCUUGCAAAUAGUACCAUGUCAGCUACUUUUGAUGCUGGUUCGUGUGCUGAAUUGACUACGCUGAAAGCAGCAUUCCCCUCUGCGUCUGAGUAAAGGUCCACUUCUGAAAAUACUUGCCAGCUGACUUACAGUGCCAAGAUCUACAAGACAAUUACCAAUAAGCCUUUGUCACAAGUGUCCAGGGUGUACAAAGCUUUAAAAAAGUGGUGGUUUCCUUUUUAAGCUUUGGUAUUGGCAACUGAGCACCUUUGUGACAGUCCUAAUGCAUGCUUCCAUUUUGAAUUAACUCUGCUUAAUCAUCUAAUUGUUCAGUCUGUGUAUAUAGUAAUUCUCCUCUGGACCUGUGUGCCAGUCCUCUGAAACUGACCUUGUGGAGAGGAGGGAAGGAUAAAAUAGCUUCCAGUUACACCCUGCCUAGUGGGUUUCCAUUUUGCAAUGAGCAUUCUCCUUUCAUCUCUAGAUAUUAGGAGUCAAAUGUGGUUUAGUUUUCAAAUGAAAUGAGUUGUUGGUAUCAACCCCAUGCCUGGUGGUUGUUUUGGGCUUCUACACUCUAUAUGACUGGCAGUAUGUGCUAUUCUUAUUAUAAAUCAGGUGUAUUAACAGAUGUGUAGGAAGCUUGCACAUUACUUUCCUGCACUCAGCCUUCUGUCUCUCUCAUGUCUAUUUGCUGUUAAACAUAUCCUCAUUUCCACCAUGAACAGAAAAUGUGCCAGGUGGCAUGGAGCAUAGCUCAUCUUUUCUUCUCCCCUUCCUAGCAGUCUAUCAACUGAAAAAAUCCCAAAUUUUUGGUACCUUGACCAUUUGCAUUCAGGGUCCAUCAUUUAGAGUCAGCAGCACUGGGCUUCUUUCCAUGCUGUUGAAAAGACAAAUGUAAUUCUUGCAUGUGGGUUCCUUGUGGUAUAAUACUUUAAGGUCACCAGUUUUGCCAUCAAGGGGCACUGUGAUCCUCCCUAGGCUGCUAUCAUCUUGCACUUGGAAUUGACUCUGUCCUUAAGGAAAACACAUUCCUCAUAAUUGUCUUUGUCUUGUUUAAUUUUUCCCCGUCUCUAUAUUCAUAUCUAGGAAACCUCUACAUGACCCCAGAACACAUGGGCUGUUUGUUGACAUCUAGAAUCCAGUCACUGAGAGACACAACAAAAUCCAAACAUCUGGUUGGGAAAGAGUUAACCCCUGUUCUUAGCUAAAGAAAGGAGUACUGCAUUUUUGCAGGGACAGUGUCAUUCUGUGUGUUUUUAAUUUCAUUUUCACUUGUAUUGCCGAACUAUUUACCUUGUAAAUUUUAAACUGAUAACUUUCCCUUCCCCACCCAAAAAUUUGAUGGUCUUGUUGAUAUAAAUCAGCCUGGGGGUGUCUUGUCUGGGGGUUGCUGUUCACACCAUUCUCCUCCCAUUGCACCUUCCCUUUUAGAGCUAAUCUUGCUCUUCCACAAUUCCUAGUGCCUGUUCUUGUUAAUAAUACUGCCCCACCUACAUUUGAAAAAUACACUUUAUGACAAAAUCAGUAUUUUCCCCAUGAUCUAAACUCAAUAUAGUUUUGUAGUGGCACUCAUUGGCAUCAAAGAUGCAGGACUUGCCUCUUUUUUGAUAACUGAAUUUUUAUAUGAAUGUUUCACUCAGAUUUUUGCAGCAUCUAGUUUUCAGUGACCACCUUCUAUUUAUUCUUUCCCCUAGUUGUCCAUCUAGGGAAAACAGCCCCUUCCUCUGAACUCAUGCUGGAGGUUUUUGUAAUGCCUUUUGGUAGGGAGGGAAUGAUGUAGUAUAUGUGAGGACUCCUGUAAAGCUCGAUAGCACACCUCUCAAAUUGCCCUUCAAACUAAAUUCACCCCUCAUUCCACAGAGCAUGGGGAUAUGUUUUCUUUUGUCUUAUAAAUUAAUCUAAGAAAUUCUGAAUAAUUAAAUUGAGAUUAUAGAAAGAAAUACUUAUUACACAACAUUAUUUUAAGAUGCAUGUCCUUUGCCUCCAUCAUUGUGACUUAAUCCCACACAGAACGUUUGGCAGGUUGAGAAGUAUGCUUUGAUAGUUAUCUGGCAAAAUUGGUUGGCUAUUCAUUAAGUGAGAAAUCUUCACUGGGGGACAGGAGCAGAAUGUAUGCAAAUAUAAAUGUGUGGGUGGGUGGAUGUUCAUAAUCCACACACAAAUAUAUAAAAUUAAAUAUAUUUUACUUAAAAUCGCAGGAUGUGGUGUUGGAUUCUUUGAAAGAUGGAGCAGCACAGGGAAGACUAACUUUGCUAAGUAUGAAGGGCAAACAGUGGAUGUGUGAAGCCUCAGUUAUAGCAGAGUGAUUUUUUCCUACAAAACUGCUCUAAAACCAACAUCCAAGGAUUUAACUAACCUAAAAUAGGAGCCAAGAGGAACAUACAGCAGAGUGUGCUUUAACUGUUUGUUAAUCACACCAGGAGUGAAAAAAAGGGCAGUGAGCACCUUGGUCCCUAUUGACACUGGGAUAAAACAAUGAUUUCCCCAUCCUGCUUCCCGUGUCCAUAUCUGCAUCACUGCAAGAUGGUGACCCAGUGCCUUUCUUCACCUCAGAUAGGAAAACUGUUUGCAUCAUUGUGAAACAGCUUAGCUGAGUUGUGAAGGCUCUUGAGAGCAUAGAGGACAGUAUCAAUCUUAUGACAAUUCAUGGGUGUCUGACAUGUUUAUAAACUCACUGUUCUUAAAGACUUUAUAAAUUUUAAAAAGUCCCAUUGCCACUUUCUUCUUUUCUCCCUUUCCUACCCCAUCCCCUUUCAAUUUUAAAUGUGAUUUUUGGCUGAAAAGCAGAGACUGCCUGAAAAGUCAUUGGGCAACUUCUGUACAAUUCAGUUUUUACUGUCCUUGAAACAAACAGGUGUUUGGGGAAAAAAAAAAAAAAACUCUCACCGAUGGUUGCUCUUAUGAGAUCAAUAAAGAUCUUGAUUAUAUUAAA
Messenger RNA from Dermochelys coriacea (leatherback sea turtle), 9178 nucleotides. RefSeq names its product eukaryotic translation initiation factor 4E-binding protein 2. The transcript has 3 exons. Bases 1 to 348 code for a protein of 115 amino acids. Gene Ontology annotation, molecular function: eukaryotic initiation factor 4E binding. The record is from RefSeq and is a predicted model, not a curated record. Gene Ontology annotation, biological process: negative regulation of translational initiation. Gene Ontology annotation, cellular component: cytoplasm. Lineage: Eukaryota; Metazoa; Chordata; Testudines; Dermochelyidae.